GAGGUGGAGGUAGGUAAUUGUCCUGGUACUCAUUUUAGGAAAGAAGGAUGGGAAAAUGUGAGGAUUAGCUUGAGUAAAGAGACAGGAGCCAAGUAUGAUAAAUCACAAUUGAAAAAUAAGUGGGAUGCACUUAAGGAACAAUGGAAAAUAUGGAAAGAACUAAUUGGAAAAGAAACUGGUCUUGGGUGGAAUUCCAAACUUGGGACUAUUGAUGCUUCUGACGAAUGGUGGCAUAACAAAAUUGAGAUAAAUCCCAAAUAUGCAAAAUUACGUAGAAAUGGUAUUAGUCCUGAUAUGGAAGAGAAGUUUGAUAGAAUGUUCAUGAACACCACCGCCACUGGUGACCAUGCUUGGACACCUUCAUUUGGUGUACUUCCAACUCAUGAUUCAUCCGAAUGUGAUGGUAUUCUACUCGACAAUGGUGAUGAUUAUGAUAAUCCUGUAUACGUACCAGAUGAAACAAUUCAAGUCACUGAAAAAUCUUGUGGGAAGGGGAAAAAGAGAACAAAUCAACAACUUGAUACACAGGUUAAGAAAGAGAAGAACGGAAAUAGAGUUGCUACAAAAGUGGGGAAGGCAGGAGGUGUUGUUAAAUUGUCACAACAAAUUGAGUGGAUGGUUGAUGUAAUGGAGAAUAGGAGUACAACUUCAGUGAUGAUGAAAGGGUCCCAAGGUAGCAGCAUUGCUGAAGUGAUGAAAGUAGUUUCGUCUUUACCUGGUGCAAGGCCUAGGAGCCAUUUGUGGUUGUUUUGCAACUUGGUUAUUCCUAAAUCAAGAGAAAAGAGAAAUGUUCACAACUAUGGAAGAUCCUAA
Prunus dulcis (almond) is the source of this 813-nucleotide messenger RNA. RefSeq lists its product as uncharacterized. The annotation marks the transcript as partial. The record is from RefSeq and is a predicted model, not a curated record. The transcript is spliced from 2 exons. NCBI's taxonomy places the organism in Eukaryota, Viridiplantae, Streptophyta, Magnoliopsida, Rosales, Rosaceae.